AUGUCGUCGAGUCUGCUAGCUACAGACGGAGGGGUUUUGUGGAUUUGGCCUCGUGGCUUCUUCGAGGAGUGUUCCCCUACCAUUAUUGGCGACCUGAGAACUACCGCGUUUCUUCCGGAUCCGUGUCAAGAAACAGGAAAGAAAAAGACAGAAAAAGAGAAGGAAAGGGAAAAAAAAAAGAGAAAGAAAGCAAUCUUCGACCGCCAAGCUCCUCGACUGGCAGGCCUAGUCGACGGUCGCUUCCAUUGCAAGAUUCUCUUUUGGCAGCAUCAGAUACCCCUCGUCGAGAGUAAAAAGCUUUUAGUGACGAUGCCGCUCGUCCUCGAGCUCCAAAGAACAGGGGGAGCUUCGAGCUCUAGCGGGCCCCGCGCCGUAAGAAAACUGCACAAAAACAGGAGAGAUGCGGUGCCAAUCUCGGGAGUGAACCUGAAUAGAAAACCAGAUGGGUGGGAUCGCCGUGGCGGGGGUGACGACAAGACCAUCAUCGUCCUUGCUGGUGACAAGCAACCGGGGAGACUAUUCGCGGGGGGAGUACCAGACGGCUCUCUCAUCGACGACGCUGAAGGCAUCUGGACAGAAGGUUCUAUCCGAGGGGAAGCAAUCAGCUGGAUGAGCAUUCUUCGGACUCCCAGAGCCAUGGAAGCAGCAAAAGGGAGAUUGUCUGGGCUGGCGGCGAGGGGCAACGGGGCUUGGCGCAAUGACAUCGGCCGCGCAGAGAUGCAUCGUCGUCAUAGGCCGCCGCCCGCAAAGCCUACUACUACUCGAUACUCUAUCUCUCGCCGUUCCCCGCCGACUGACCUCAUUGCUCGAUUUUCACUUUCUACUCUCCAUUCUCCAGUCUCUAUUCUCCAUACCAUACUUUCGAACUCAAGCUCUUGCGACUCAUUGUUCGUGACGCCGUGUCCGGCUGCUCCUUUGACGUCGUCCCUUGUGCGGCGGCCCGCCUAA
Paecilomyces variotii is the source of this 948-nucleotide messenger RNA. RefSeq lists its product as hypothetical. The coding region runs from base 1 to 948 and encodes 315 amino acids. The transcript has 3 exons. Lineage: Eukaryota; Fungi; Ascomycota; Eurotiomycetes; Eurotiales; Thermoascaceae. The record is from RefSeq and is a predicted model, not a curated record.